Molecule: messenger RNA, 1266 nt
Organism: Chaetomium fimeti
Lineage: Eukaryota; Fungi; Ascomycota; Sordariomycetes; Sordariales; Chaetomiaceae
Exons: 5
Coding region: 1-1266 (421 amino acids)
Biological process (GO): secondary metabolite biosynthetic process
Molecular function (GO): FAD binding
Source: RefSeq, a predicted model, not a curated record
AUGCCCCCCCACCUAGCCCUAAUCGGCGCCGGCAUAACCGGCACCACCCUCUCCAUCGCCCUCACCCGCCGCCACAUCCCCCACACCGUCUACGAGCAAGCGCCCCACCCCACCGAGCUCGGCGCCGGGCUAGGCUUCGGUCCCAACGCGGCGCGCGCCAUGGCCAUUGCCGACCCCGUGCUGGGGGCGGGGGAGACGGAGCCGGUGUGGAUUGAGUUUUUGGAUGGGACGGCGGAUGGGGGGGGGGUGUUUGCGGGGUUUGGGGAGGGGCAUGGCGCGGUGCAUCGGGCGAAAUGGUUGGGGGUGUUGCUGGGGAUGGUGCCGGGGGGGGUGGUGCAGUUUGGGAAGCGGUUGGAGGGGGUUGAGAGGUUGGGGGGGAAGGUGGUGUUGAGGUUUGGGGACGGAACUACGGCUGAGGCGGAUGCGGUGGUUGGGUGUGAUGGGGUGAAGUCAAAGGUUAGGGAGAUUAUGGUUGGGGGAGGGGAGGUCGAAGGGGCAAGGUGUGGGUAUAGUGGGAAGUACGCUUAUCGGUGUAUGAUUCCGAGAGAGCUGGCUCUCGAGGAGCUCGGCAUAGAGCGGGUCGAAGUUUCUAGUUUGGGGAUGGGCCACGGUAGACAUGUUCUGACCUUCCCAGUGGGAAAACCGGGAGGAGAGCAGUUCCUUAACCUCGUCGCUUUCGUCACAGACGCGAACAAAUCCUGGCCGAGUCAAGACACCAAAAGCUUCACCCUUCCAGCGACAAUGGAAGAUGCGCUGCGUGACUUUGAGCAAAGGGGCUUUAGCAAAACAAUUCAAAAGCUUCUACAUCUGACAAAAGACAAAAUGGAUAAGUGGGGUCUCUUCGACAUGGCCGACCAUCCGCUGCCCAAGUUCUAUUCCGACGGUAUCCUGGUCAUUGGAGAUGCCGCUCAUGCCAGCACGCCCCAUCAUGGGUCCGGCGCUGGGUUCUGUAUGGAAGAUGUCGCGGUCCUAGCCUCACUUCUCGAAGAGAUCCACGGAUGUGAUGUUGAACCCUACGACGGACUGCACGAAGUGUUCGCUGCGUUCGAUGAGAGCCGCGGAGAACGAGAUCAGUGGCUGGUACAUAGCAGUCGAAGAGCUGCCGAGUUGUACCAGUGGCGCCUGCCAGACACAGGCAAAGAGCAUUUCGAGGCGAUGCGGAGGGAUGUUGAGACACGACAGGCCGUUUGUUGGGGCAUUGACCUUGAGAAGGUGAUACAGGAAGCUCGGGUAGAUUUGAGACGAAGAAGGCGUGCUGCGAAGUGA